AUGCCUGUCUCCCACUUGACCCUGACGGUCUCAAACCUCCCAACCUCAACAUCAUUUUUCCUAUCUUGUCUCCAGCCACUUGGAUAUCAAUUCAUUGGUCGACAUGAUGAUUAUAUAGGGUUCGGUCAGAAGCAGGGGGAACCUGCAGAUUUCUGGGUCACCGAACGGAAGCCAGGAGGCGCCGCUAGUGCUGUUCAUGUUGCCUUCCCAGCCCCAACCAGGGACGCCGUGGGUUCAUUCUUCAUAUCCGCCUUGAAAGCCGGCGGCAAGAUCCAUGGCGAGCCCAAGUGCCGGGACACUCAAUCGGGAUACUACAGCGCAGCCGUUAUCGACUUUGAUGGAAAUAGCAUCGAAGCAGUGUACCGCUCUGGUGGCUCCGUUGUCGCAUCCGAAGCCGGAGGUCCAACCAUAGCUCUACUAGAGAAUGGAUCAGUCGUCUCCAAGAGCAGCAGAGCUACCUCCGUGAAAUCAGCAAGCAUUGCACCUUCCAGAUCCGAGGUCAGGCCCGAGGCUAGAUCGCGUGCUGCCUCAUCAAAGGCACCCACAACCAUUGAACGCGGAGCACCAUCAGUUGUUUCCCGUCCAUCGCAACCUGCCCCCCAAUACGCGCCCCAGUACACGGUGCAGCCCCCCGUGCAGACCGUUCAAUCCGAUGACGGUAGUAAAGCGGCAAAGACCAUUGUUGGUACUCUCAUCGGUGCCGCAGCAGGCGCGGCAAUCGCUUACGCGAUGGUCAAGGGCGACUCGCAGUCCUCUUCCGAUGUUAAUACCAGCAAUGUGUCUCCGCAAUACACACCGGAGCACCAUCAGCUAAUGGGACCUGGACCUCCAUCUCAAGUCUCACGACAAUCGGAAGACCAAUGGCAGCAGCAGAGGGCCCUGGAAGGUCCACCGCCACGAAGCGUGUACACUUCUGCCUCCGGGCCACGCUCAACGCUAAGUCGCAGCGUAACUUCGAAGAAUCCCCGCGCCAGCACCAUCUACGAGGGUACGGAGUUCUUCGACGAGCACGGCCGGCGAGCAUCAGAUGGAAGCGUCUUCAGUAUCCCCGAAGAUCUUCCCGUCCGAGCAAUCGAGUACCCUGCCUCAAUGAAUGGCUGGCGCGACCAAUACAGUCCCAGCACCUUCAUAAGCAGCUACGCAGCGGACAAACCACGCGCAGGAAGCGUACACUCGACCUCAACAAUCAAAGCCUCCCAAGCAAACACACACAACAGUACCAGUAACAGCCAGCGACGCCACAGUCACGACGACAGAGACAAAUAUUCCAGCCACAGCAACCAUUCGCAUUCAAACAUUUACCGCGCAGCCCCAUCUUCCCACCACUCCACCACGAAAUCCACAACCAAAUCAGUGACCAAAGACAAAGAUGACGCAAUCAGUUCCGCCUCCUCAAAACGCACAGCACGCAAUAUUCCCCUCCCAGCAGGCUCAAACGCAACAUACUACUCUGCCAGCCCAAGUCAACAGGGCGGAAAAUCAUAUAUCUCUGCCCGAGAAGUCCCGCUCCCAGACAGUGUGAUUGACCUCGAUGUGAACUCUAUUGUUACUCCGGAUGAUUCUAUCAGUCAGAUUGGAAGUCAUUCGGGUCGUUCUUCGCAUUCUCAUCGCUCUAAACACUCUAAGGCCUCGAAGCAUUCCUCUAGAUCUAAAUAUGAGGAUGCGGUUAAACCGGCUGAUAGUAUUAGUCAGGUGUCACGAGCAUCGCAACGGACUGUCAAGGCUGAUGGUGGGAGCAAAGCACCCUCAAAGAUGAGUAGUCGACGUGGGAGCGAGGUUGUGUUUUGA
Molecule: messenger RNA, 1788 nt
Organism: Penicillium angulare
Lineage: Eukaryota; Fungi; Ascomycota; Eurotiomycetes; Eurotiales; Aspergillaceae
Product: VOC family protein
Exons: 2
Coding region: 1-1788 (595 amino acids)
Source: RefSeq, a predicted model, not a curated record